UGCAUUGUGUGUCUAUUUUGGACCCCAUUUUUAAGUAGCUUCAGCUACUUUAUGCCCAGACUUAUCCAUCUGUCGGUCUGUCCAUCAGCAGGAUAUCAGGAGAACGGAUAGAGAUAAUCGAAAUCGGUGUUCGCUAUCAUACAUAUGACCCCAAGGGGAGUCUCUUUUUAGUCACGAAAUCAUUCAAUACAGCAACAACUGGUCGUGAGACGACUUAUUUUACGGGUUAUUUGUAUAAAAUCCCAAAAGAAUCAGUUUUCACAAGUCAACUUUACAUAAAUCAUCGCUGCAAACAUUUAUUUAUUCAGUUCCAGUCGUACUCCGAAACUGAUUGAUUGCUGUGAAACAUUACACGAAUAUUUCUCAUAACGAAGCACUCUCCGAAUGGAGAACUUGGGUUUACACCUUCUGUUGGUCAUUUGGACCUUAAUUUGUGUUAUCUCGUACGCUUGUAUGACACUAACCCGAAGAGCAAGAUUGCUGUCGAGGUUUCCAUGUCCGGGAAAGUUUCCUAUAGUGGGAUCGAUUCCUUACAUGCUUGGUCCGAUUGAUGAUGUUGCCAUACGUUUUGAAAAUUUGAUUAAAAAAUUUGGAAAACGUGUCGUAUUAUGGUUUGGUCCGAAGCCUAUCCCUGUCGUGAUACUUGCAGAGGCAGAUGGGGCACAAAAGGUCCUGUCUUCCGUCAAGUAUAUCGACAAAGGCCUCAUUUACUCAGAAUUCAAAUGGCUCUUGGGCACAGGCCUCCUCACUUCGAGUGGACAGCUUUGGAAAGAUGACAGAAAAUUACUUGGCCCUUCCUUCAACUAUCAAAAACUUACUGGAUUUCUCCCCUCUUUCAACAAACAAUCCAGAACUCUGGUCGAAAUACUGACAAAACUUCCGUACCAAGCGACAAACCUGUAUCCCCUGUUGGCCAGAGCAACAAUGGACCUGAUCUCAGAGUCGGCUUUGGCACUAGAUACGAACUACCAAGUUAACGGUAACGAUAACGAAUAUUUAGCAGCAACAAACAUGGCGCUGGAUUCGUUGCAAUUGAAGUUCGCUAGACCUUGGUUGGCACUUUCCCCAUUUAUUUGGGACCGAUUUGGUUUAGGAAAACAGGAUAAAAUUUGUUUGAAUUUUUUUAACCAAGCCAUGUCGGAGUCAAUUGAAAAACGCAAGGUAGCUUUGGCUCUGGGGGAAAAGACGAUGUCAGAAACGGAUCAAAACUACUCCAUCCAGAAACCUUUUAUUGAUGUGCUAUUGGAUUCAAAAUCAGAGAAAGAUAUCAUGCAUCACAUUUUGACAAUAUUCGGGGGGGGAUUUGAGACCACAGCAAGCGCGAUGAAUUACACCUUAUUUCUCCUCGCUGUGAAUUCAUCCGCUCAAGAAAAAGUGCAAAUUGAGUUAGACUCCAUUUUUGAGGACGACAUCAACCGUGACGUCACAUUAGGUGACUUAUCAGACAUGAAGUAUUUGGAAAUGUGUAUCAAGGAGGCGUUAAGAAUAUACCCACCGGUACCAAUCAUUGGUCGCAAUGCCCAGGAGGAUAUUCCUCUCGAUAACGGACAAAUCGUACCGAAAGGAUCUCAGGUUUUUAUCAUAAUCCGCGAAAUCCUGCGAGAUCCGCUACAUUUCCCUCAUCCAGAAGUGUUUAAUCCGGACCGGUUUCUCCCAGAUGAAUGCACAGCUCGCCAUCCAUACGCAUACAUCCCAUUUUCGGCUGGCCCAAGAAAUUGCUUAGGAAUGAAGUACGCCAUGAUACAAAUGAAAGCUUGCCUGGCUCACAUACUUCGCCGAUUCCAUGUAUCCACUAACCAGAAACCGGAGGAUAUCAGUCUCCUUUACCGGGCGGUUCUGACACCAAAACCAAAAUUGGAAAUUGUUCUAACAUCGAAAUAAUUCUGAUAAACUUCCCGAACUCAAAUUAAAUUGAUCAAAAUUCUUAGAAUUAUUCUGCUAAUACAUUAUUGCAUUUAUUAUUUGGUAAAUGUACAAUUUUGCAUUUUACAUUUUACAUUUUAGUUUUUAAUAAAACAAACGUUUUUUGAGCUAAUA
Folsomia candida is the source of this 2037-nucleotide messenger RNA. Its product is annotated as cytochrome P450 4c3. NCBI's taxonomy places the organism in Eukaryota, Metazoa, Arthropoda, Collembola, Entomobryomorpha, Isotomidae. The record is from RefSeq and is a predicted model, not a curated record. The coding region runs from base 385 to 1881 and encodes 498 amino acids. The transcript is spliced from 9 exons. Gene Ontology annotation, molecular function: heme binding; monooxygenase activity; iron ion binding.